Molecule: messenger RNA, 945 nt
Organism: Fraxinus pennsylvanica
Lineage: Eukaryota; Viridiplantae; Streptophyta; Magnoliopsida; Lamiales; Oleaceae
Source: the annotation of a GenBank genome assembly
AUGGCUGCCUCCGAUGAGCUUGGAGCUCUCACCAGGGCUUUCUCAGGGUUUGGUGUUGAUGAGAAGGCAUUGAUCUCAAUACUGGGGAAAUGGCAUCAGGAGCAGAGACAAACUUUCAGAAAAGGCACUCGUGAUUUUUUCACCGAAGAUGAACGUCAAUUUGAACGCUGGGAUGAUCGCCACGUCAUUCAACUCCAACACGAGUUUUUACGAUUCAAGCAUGCUAUUGUGCUGUGGACUAUGCAUCCAUGGGAAAGGGAUGCUCGUUUGCUAAAGGAGGCUCUGCAUAAGGGACCUCAACACAAAGUACUCGUUGAAGUUGCAUGCACAAGAUUGUCAGACGAGCUUUUGGGUGCAAGAAAAGCUUACCAUUCCCUCUUUGACCACUCGAUCGAGGAAGAUGUUGCUUUUGGCAUCCAUGGCCCUGAACGGAAGCUUUUGGUUGCACUUGUGAGUUCUUAUCGGUAUGAAGGUACAAAAGUUAAUGAAGAAAUUGCAAAAUCGGAGGCCAAAUUUCUUUCUAGUGCCAUAAAAGGAGCUGCUGGUAACAAGAAUCUUCUGGAAAAUGAAGAGGUGGUGAGGAUAGUUGCAACAAGAAGCAAGCCCCAUCUCACUUCAGUUUACAACCAUUACAAGGAAAUCACUGGCCACUACUUGGAUGAGGAUCUUGAUGGUGAGCUAUAUUUGCAAGAGACAGUUCAAUGCCUAUGCAAACCUCAAAAAUACUUUAGCAAGGUUUUGGAUGCGUCUAUGGGACCUGAUGUUGAUGAACUUAAGAAAGAAGCUGUGACAAGAAUAAUUGUUACAAGAGCAGAUGUGGAUAUGAAGCUGAUUAAAGAAGAGUAUAAUCACAAAUAUGGGGUCUCUUUGCCCAACAAAAUUGAAGAUGUAGCCAAUGGAAAUUAUAGGGAUUUCCUGCUUACAUUAGUUGCGAGAGGAGAUUAA